Messenger RNA from Lizanozyma spartinae, 1161 nucleotides. RefSeq names its product Wsc2p (gene WSC2). Gene Ontology annotation, cellular component: plasma membrane. The transcript has 2 exons. NCBI's taxonomy places the organism in Eukaryota, Fungi, Ascomycota, Pichiomycetes, Serinales, Debaryomycetaceae. The record is from RefSeq and is a predicted model, not a curated record. Bases 1 to 1161 code for a protein of 386 amino acids.
AUGUCGGAUAGUCAUUGUACUGAAAAAUGUUCAUCUGACGGAGUGGCUGCUCUUAUCGACGGGGGUGAUUGUUGGUGUGGGUCUGAAGUCCCCCCCAGUUCGUUACAGGUGGACUCAUCCUUUUGCGAUAUUCCUUGUCAAGGUUAUAAUAAAGAGAAUUGUGGUGGACAAGAUUAUUUUUUGAUUUAUGCUGAUAGUGGGGCUCAAACAGCCGUGUUAUCAUCAUCGUCGUCGUCACGGCUGUCGUCCACAGCUACUUCAAGGUCAUCAACUUCAUCAAAGCUGUCAUCUUCAUCUUCAUCAUCUGCUACCUCCUCAUCAGAGACUUCGCCUUCUUCUUCUUCUUCUUCUUCUUCUUCUUUAUCAGAAACUUCCUCCUCUUCCUCAUCAUCAUCCUCCUCCUCGUCUUCUUCCAACUCUCGCAGCCCGCUGUACAUUACCUACGUUUCUACGGUUACUGCCAGUGCUGGUUCUCAAUCUGCCUCUGUUGUGGAAAUCACAGAAACAGUACAUCCUUCUUCUGCUUCUGAUUCGGCAGAGACUUCAAAUACAGCCACUUCCAAAGGUCAAUCAAAAUCAAAGAAAUUGUCUGGUGGUGCCAUUGCUGGUAUAGUCAUUGGUGCAGUUCUUGGAGCAGGUCUACUUAUUGGUCUUGUACUUUUUUUCCUUUGGUGGAGACGGAAGCAUUCUGAUGAUAAUGAUUCAGAUUUCGAUACUGUUCUUUACAAUGAAAAAAUGGACGGUGCUGCAGGAGGUGCAACAAGAUCUACUCAUCCUUAUAAUGCAUUUAAUGCUCCAAGAAAUAAUCUCGAUAAUGAUUACCAAAUCAACCCCAAUCCCUUUUUAAAUAACCUGACAGCAGGAGCUACAGCUGCCGCAGGACUUGGAAUGGCCGUGGGUCAAAAACUGGAUUCCAUAGGGAGAAGUGGUACUUCCAAUACUAAUAGAAGUGCAUACCAUAAUACAUCUAAGCAUUCACUGUCCAAUGGGGGGAAUUCAUCAAUUUUGAAUGAAGAAUUCCUUUUUGAUAGUGCAGGAGUAAGUCCUGGAUAUUUGGAUCCAAGCUUGAUGCCUCCAGAUGCCGAAUAUGGUCGGAGAAGAUUAAGUAAUGGAAGUUUACCUGACCUUGCAACAAAUGGAGGCUUGAAAGUUGUCAAUUAA